AUGGAUCGGAUUACGGCCGCCGACGUGAAGGCAUUGGAGCUGACAUGUCCCAAGUUUUCCGCUACAGACGCCCAAAGCCUCCAGUCUCGGCUUCAGAGUGGAGAGAUACUUCAAAGCUUCAACUCCGAAGAGCACAAAGGGAUCUAUAAAAACUUACUUGCGAUCGACUGCCCGAUACCUUCACUGUAUACAUUCUUCAAAGAUGCCAAAUACCUGGAGUCCUGCGCGGAAAGCAUGCGGCUCGUCAUCGGCCUCUCAGGCAGGAGCAAUCAGACUGUUGAUGCAGCUCUUUGGGAUUCUUUUCAGCAGAACCGAGAUGAAUUUCGACAGCGAGAAGAACGCUUGUGGUUAUACGUAGCGCAGAACUAUCCCGACCUAUCACAACCAACGCAUAAGAAGAACAUCUUGGCGAAAGCACAAACCGAAAAGGCCAAGGAAGUAGUCUUGUAUGGUGUGGCCAUGGAGGCCUACAAACAAGGAUUUGAAAACGAGCGCAUCAACGAAUUAAGAUCCCGGGUACUAGGUCCAGCUGCUGCAGACGAUGAACUUCCUAGAAGCGAUAUGCCGCGGACAACCAAUAUGAGGGCAGAUGAGGUCGAGAGAAAGAGAAGAUAUGGAUUUCCGAGCGAAACACAGCAUCAUCACGACAAGCACUUGAUAGUCUUAGAAAACAUCAGGGCAGGAAAUAGUUCAGAUACCCGGGUUACGUCUUUCUUUAUCCAGAAGAGCGUUCUAUUAGCUUUCUUUGCUAAAGAAAGCAAUGAUAACCAUGAGGGCGUUACGCAAUCUGUGUAUUCUCACACUGCCUAUCCUCUACACCGUCCGUCGGGCCAUAAUGACCUAUACGAAUCCAUAUCUAGCUUGGUCAGGCGCCGCGAUGAGCAGAGCGCGUAUGAAGAGGCCUCCUUUGUUGACUGGAUGGACGCGAGUCAAUAUGAAGAUAGCCAACAACAAGAUCAGCCAUUGUUGCCCUUGAAUCAAUCUGCCAGGCCGGCGCUGGACUUACCGCUUGAGGCGCCGCCGAUCGGGGGACAGAGCAGGUACAUUGGAGGUUCUAUAUCUACUCAGAAAGAGAAUGUACGGUUUAUGACUCGCGAAAUGCAGGAAUGGAACAUAGUGCAACAAGUUGCGAACAAUGCUACUGACGUGGAGGCGGCUGCAGAGACGUUGCUGAUCAGCGGGCUACGAGCGUUUUCCACCACGAUGCAACCACUUCUCCCAAAGGAAUGCUUCGCUGCUGCUGGAUUGAGUCGUGGGAAUGUCCUCAUCUUACUGCCUGAAGAUGAUAUUCACAUCACCCGAGAGCUUGCCGCGUCGGCCUUGCACUUAGGUGAUUGA
This is a messenger RNA of Anthostomella pinea, 1338 nucleotides long. Lineage: Eukaryota; Fungi; Ascomycota; Sordariomycetes; Xylariales; Xylariaceae. The record is from the annotation of a GenBank genome assembly.